CGAGGACGCGCAGGCGCAGUAGCCGGGCGGAAACAGCUCUUGUAGUUUUUACAACUCUUCGAGGCUGGGACUUCUCCGGCUGGUUAAAAACCCAAAGCUAAGGGUUGCUGUUAGUUGAUCAAGCUACCUGACGUUGGUCUGCCAGAGUGAUGGCGCUCCCUUUCCGGAAAGACUUGGACAAAUACAGGGAACUUGAUGAAGAUGAAAUUUUGGGCAAGUUGACCGAAGAAGAACUGAAGCAACUGGAAACUGUCCUGGAUGACCUUGAUCCAGAGAACGCCCUGUUGCCAGCGGGAUUCCGGCAGAAGGACCAGACUUUGAAAAAACCCGGCGGGCCUUUUGACCGAGAAAAGCUGCUCUCAUUUUUGGAGAAACAAGCCCUGGAGCAGAAAGAUGUCGAGGAGGUGGUGCCUUACACGGGAGAAAAGAAAGGAAAAGUUUUUAUCCCCAAACAGAAACCAAUACAGUCGUACGUAGAAGAAAAAGUGGCGCUUGAUCCGGAACUGGAGGAGGCAUUGACCAGCGCUACUGACACAGAAUUGUGUGAUCUUGCAGCCAUCCUGGGAAUGCACAACUUGAUAAGCAGCUCUCAGUUCCAGGAUAUUGUGGGAAGCAGCAACGGUGUCGGCGGUGAAAGUUUCAGAAAUGUAGUGAAAGGUGAAAAGGUAAUCCCGGUUUUUGAUGAACCGCCAAACCCCACAAAUGUCGAGGAGAGUUUGCAGCGGGUUAAAGAUAACGAUCCUCGCCUUGUUGAAGUAAACCUGAACAAUAUCAAGAACAUCCCCAUCCCGACUCUAAAAGAAUUUGCCAAAGCCCUGGCGACGAACACCUAUGUGAAGAGCUUCAGCCUUGCAGCUACUCGGAGCAAUGACCCCGUGGCCAUUGCUUUGGCGGACAUGCUGCGGGCGAACCAGACACUGAAGAGCCUCAACGUUGAAUCCAACUUCAUCACCGGCACAGGCAUUUUGGCCUUAAUAGAGGCACUGAGAGAGAACGAAACCUUGUCAGAGAUCAAAAUCGAUAACCAGAGGCAGCAGCUCGGGACACCCGUAGAAAUGGAGAUUGCCAAGAUGCUGGAGGAAAACACCAAGAUACUUAAGUUUGGGUAUCACUUCAUGCAGCAAGGACCCCGUACCAGAGCAGCCGCCGCGAUCACGAAGAACAACGAUUUAGUUCGCAAGCGAAGAGUGGAAGGCGACCAUCCCUAAACCCUCCGGCCGUCAGUCAGAAGGAGGAGAGAUUUUGGACCUCCGUAAAGAGCACCCACUUCUUCACCUGGGGUUUCAGCCACCCCAAGAUUUCUUCUUACUUGCAUAGAAGGGAAAAGACUGGAAUUAGCGUUCCUCUUUUUGUUCAUACGGUUGAGCGUGUAAAUAUAUAAAUAUAUAUAUGUAUCUUCCUCUCUCUCUCUCUAUAUAUAUAUAUAUAUUUGAUAAAGUUAUAUUACCAGCGCUGGUAUCCAAUACACGAUUUGAAAACCUGCUAGCCCCAUUUGUCCCCAGUUUUGAUUCCUUUUCGUUUCAGGAGUUUCUGGGCAGAUAAAAGGCCAACUCUAUAACCUUGAUGGCACAGAAGCAGCAGAGUUAACUGCUACCGUUAAGCAGGCAAACCGUUUCAAUUCCCUCCGAGAGAAAAUGAUCCGGUAGGAAAUAGGGAAUUCUAAUAUAAGCACUGAGGCAUCGAGCCAAUGUUUUGUGUGUCUCAUGGAGGGAAUUUUUUCCCCCAAAAAAACAAAGGGAUUACUUCGCCCACCAUCUAUGUUGCAGUGAUGCACAUCAAGUGCUCUGGCUAAUGUUUCUCCUGUCGCCCCAUUCUGCCCACCCGAAAUGAAGAUAGUGAUGGUGGUGUUUUGCUGUAAGAAGAUUUCAGGGUUGUUUCGGCUGCUGCUUGUUUUACCUCUUCACGAUGAGCUCAGUUGGCAAAACUGAGUUGGUGCUGGGUGCCUUAAACCUGGGCAGCUUAUUUCUCUAUGAAUUUGCAGGACAGGAUUUGUCCGCAUGUUGCUCUGCCAUGUCUAGAGUGGUUGUAUUUAUACAGAUUUCCCCCCCCCCCCCCAUUUCAUCAGCACAGUGUUGGGUUUUGCUACUCGGUAUUUAAAUAUGUGUGCGAGAGAAAAAGAGAAAAUAUAUUUGUGUAUAUAUAUAAAUUGCAGCAUUUCAAACUCUGGCUGCUAAGCUUUAACACAUCAUGCUGGCCCAUUAGUGCUUACUAAGUCCUGUUUAUGUGGGUUGCAAAAUACCUUGUGACUCCUAGAACAGUGUUUUUUAACCUUGGUGACUUUGAGACAUGUGGACUUCAAUUCCCAGAAUGCUUCAGCCAGCAUAGCAUUGCAUAGCAUAACCGGCUGGGGAAUUAUGGGAGUUGAAAUCCACAUGUCUUAAAAGUGAUCAAGGUUGAGAAACACUAUCCUGAAAAUGUCACACGUUCUGGCCAGCCGCAAUCGGGGACGCUGUUGCAGCUCACCUUGAUGCUUGUCCACAGCUAGGCUGCUGGGUAGAGAAAAUUAACCCUUUUUGAAUUUCCCAGAAUUUCAAGGUGUGCCUGACAUGGAGCACAUAUUGAUGACUGUUGGGAGGGAUCUUGCCGGGUUCACACUAAAGGUCUCUUGGAGCCAUCCCGUAAUAGGCACCAUCUUUGAAAAUCGAGAUGCACCUCAACUGAGUGUGCAAGGGGAAUCCUUUAUUUUAAAAUAGCCAGGUGGCACACACUGGACUCAGGUGCAGCAAAAGGCGAGUCCAGGAUUUUGAAGAUUUAAGAUCUACUAAAGAACAACCAUUAUAGGAAAUGCUGCCCCGUGGCUCUUACUUCCAAAUUAGGAAACACUUACUAUUCUGGCCAAAACACGUUUCUGGUUUGGAAGGAAAGCUGUAAAUGAGGAAUCCCACUUUGGAUAGGACGUGAUAAUUCCCCUCCCCCCACUUUCUGUGGUUCUUGUUUCUGUUCCCCCUUGUCAAAAAGAGAGAAUCCUGCGCAUACCUUGAACUGGGGUGGUCCACGAUUCCAACUUGUUCUUUGAGGGGGACACCUGAUUCGCUUCAAAUUAUAAAAAUGUUUUUAAAUAAUAAAAAUGUGUUAAAAUGAUUUUUUAAAAAAA
Messenger RNA from Ahaetulla prasina, 3094 nucleotides. RefSeq names its product tropomodulin-3-like. The transcript has 10 exons. The coding region runs from base 150 to 1208 and encodes 352 amino acids. Gene Ontology annotation, cellular component: myofibril; striated muscle thin filament. The record is from RefSeq and is a predicted model, not a curated record. Gene Ontology annotation, biological process: pointed-end actin filament capping; muscle contraction; myofibril assembly. Gene Ontology annotation, molecular function: tropomyosin binding. Lineage: Eukaryota; Metazoa; Chordata; Lepidosauria; Squamata; Colubridae.